CCCCACGGAGAUGGCUGCUCCUACCAGUACCACCGCCGGCUGUUCCCUGGGCAUCGAUUUGAGCACCCAACAGAUGAAAGCCAUGGCUAUUGAUGAUAAUCUGAAUGUGAUCCAUGAGACCAGUGUAAGGUUUGAUGAGGAUUUGCCAGAAUUUGGAACUCAGGGUGGUGUCCAUGUACAUGAUGACAAGCUGACUGUUACAACACCAGUGCUACUGUGGGUAAAGGCCCUGGAUAUACUCCUGGAGAGGAUGAAAACCUCUAACUUUGAUUUUUCAACGUUGAAAUCUUUGUCUGGCACUGGUCAACAACAUGGUAGUGUUUAUUGGAAAGAGGGAGCCAAUCAGACUCUGAAAAACAUGUCAAGUGAUCAUUCUCUGCAUCAGAUAUUUGAGUCUAGUUUUGCUGUAAAAGACUCUCCUAUCUGGAUGGACUCCAGUACCACUGCAGAAUGCCAGCAACUAGAAAAAUCUGUUGGAGGGCCACAGAAACUUGCUGACAUCACUGGAUCACGCGCUUAUGAGCGCUUCACAGGAAAUCAAAUUGCCAAGAUUAACAAGAAGAACCCUGAAGAUUACAAGAAAACUGAGAGAAUCUCUCUUGUCAGUAGUUUUGUUGCUUCCCUAUUUCUUGGAGACUAUGCUGCAAUUGAUUAUAGUGAUGGUUCUGGUAUGAAUUUGAUGGAUAUCCAUGCACAUGAGUGGUCACAGCAGUGCCUUGAUGCCUGUGCACCAGAUCUGAAGGAGAAGCUUGGUGUUCCACUGCCAUCUCAUUCUAUACUGGGUCCAGUUUCUCCAUACUAUGUAAAACGCUUUGGAUUCAAUUCUGAGUGUAAGGUCAUUGCUUUUACAGGUGACAAUCCAGCAUCACUAGCAGGAAUGAGACUUCACCAGGGGGAUAUAGCAGUAAGCCUGGGGACAAGCGAUACUGCCUUUCUCUGGAUUCAGGAUCCGAAACCCACCUUAGAGGGACACAUCUUCUGUAAUCCUGUUGAUAGCAGUGCCUACAUGGCACUCAUAUGUUUUAAGAAUGGCUCCUUGACGAGAGAGAAGGUCCGUGAUGAGAGUGCUUCUCGUUCAUGGGAUGAAUUUGCGAAAGCGCUGAAAACCACUUGUCCUGGAAAUAAUGGAAAUUUAGGAUUUUAUUUUGAUGUGAUGGAGAUCACCCCAGCUGUAGUAGGUAUUCAUCGAUUCAAUGCCAAAAACUGUAGAGUUUCAGAGUUUCCAAAUGAUGUGGAGGUCCGGGCAGUAAUAGAGGGACAGAUGCUGGCUAAAAGGGCAUAUGCUGAGAAGCUGGGCUUCAAAGUCUUGAAGGGAACCAGAGUACUGGCAACUGGAGGGGCUUCUUCAAACCCAGAUAUACUAAAGGUCUUGGCAGAUGUUUUCAAUGCCCCAGUGUACACAAUUGACACAGCUAAUUCAGCCUGCCUGGGAUGUGCUUACAGAGCAAAACACGGACUGCAUGCAGCAUCAGGACAGUCCUUUGCAGACACUGUGAAAAUUGCAGCAGCUCCAAAGCUAGCAGUCAAUCCCACCUGUGAAAUAGAUAAGGUAUAUGGACCAAUGCUAGAGCGAUAUUUGGAACUGGAAAGGUUGGUGCGAAAUGACUGCUGAUCAAUGGAAAACAUUGAAAAUCCUAAAAUUUUGUGCCAUCGAGGGAGGCUACUCAGCCUGUGAUACCUGUGCUGGCUCUUUGAAAUAGCUGUUUAAUUUAGGACCAUAGCACAGCUUAAUCGUGAAAUUAUUCUUUGUCAAAAUCCAUUUGCCUUUUAAAGGUUGCAAUGACAUUUGAUUCACCACCCUUUUAGGUAUUGUGUUCUCGAUCUUAAUAGUCUUCUGUGAGAAGAUAUGUCUCCUAGUUUUUCCCUUCAAUGUAUUUACCUUAAUUCCAGGACCUUUAGUUGCUGCUUUAAUUGUCGGAGAUUACAGAUUCCAUAUUUCUUUCUCUAUCAAAAUUCCUGCAAUUCUGAUUUUAACAAUUAUUUCUCCCUUAAUAUUUUCUGCUCAAAGGGGAAUUAUAGUAGUUUGUCCAGUCUCUCGAUAGAACCCUCACUCCUGCCUGGUAUCUUCCUGCUAAACGUCCUCAUCUACUGGGCUUAUAAAUCCUACCUCAAUUGUGGUGGGCAGAAUUGUACACAAUUCUCCAACUGAAGCCUGAGACAGAAAUUGGUAAAGAUUGGAAUGACUCACUUAUUUUUAUAUUCAGAGCUCCUUUUGACAAAGUCUAGAAUCCCAGACACUUUUUAACCACAGGUAUCAACACCUUUAGAUCUGAUUAUGCAUCCCUAGAUCCCUCCGUUUCCACACCUUCCUCAAAAUAGCACCAUUAAGAUUAUACAUAAUUUCCUGUUUCUUAUGCAGUGCUUGGCACUUAAGAAUUAACCCCCACAGGCAUGCAACUGUCUAUUUCAACAGUUAGUCUACCCCCUCCUGAAAUCUGUUGCUACAUUGCACACUAUGUACCAUAUUGUCAAGUUUUGUAUCAUCUGCAAACUCUGAAAUCAGGUUUCUUAUACACAGAUUUAGAUUGCUUUGCGACAACAAAUUGAUUCAUAGAACACUUUAAUCAUUCAUAAAGAAUCCAACUCAAAUAUUUUCAGACCAUAAAUUCAAUUUCUGCAAAUGGUAUAUUUUUCCUUGUAUUGCCUCGUGUUUUGUCAUAUUUUCAUGGUCUGCUCAACUUGGGGUUCAGGAAGUAGCAGGGACCCGCUCACCUCUUCCUCUACUCUUGAAGUGGUUAGUUUGUGACAGAGGAAUUUUCAGAUGGUUCCACUACACGUUGGACCACAGUGCAGAUGAUUUCCAUCUAAACUGGGGUGACUCCAGAGGCACAGCAAUAGCAAGCCAGAAUUGCUGCCCCAUGCGUAGAAUGGUUCAAUAUUAACAUAAACCUCAGUUUCCAAGUCUCGAAUACCGUGUUGCCUGAACAUUGAGGGGAGCCUGCCCACCAUGAGGGAUUGUUUGCUCAAAUUCUCCCUGUUCCUGGCCCUUUAGAAAUUAAGAGCAA
Chiloscyllium plagiosum (whitespotted bambooshark) is the source of this 3005-nucleotide messenger RNA. It is a transcript of the gene xylb, whose product is annotated as xylulokinase homolog (H. influenzae). NCBI's taxonomy places the organism in Eukaryota, Metazoa, Chordata, Chondrichthyes, Orectolobiformes, Hemiscylliidae. The record is from RefSeq and is a predicted model, not a curated record. Gene Ontology annotation, molecular function: D-xylulokinase activity. Gene Ontology annotation, biological process: D-xylose metabolic process; phosphorylation; xylulose metabolic process. Gene Ontology annotation, cellular component: cytosol.